CUGGGCUGCUCUGCUGGCUACAGUGCAAAGCAAACAUCUAAACCGCUUCAAAGAUAAGAGUGGAAAUGUAACAGGAGCCAUAAGUGAAAAGAAGACCAAAUAUCUGUGAGAAAGGCAACUGCUUAAGGAGACCAUGGAACUGGGACAGUAUAUAAUUAUUUGCAUUUGUGCAGUGAAAGCAGUUUGGGGAUGUCCCCAGAACUGCAAUUGCAAUGACACCCAUACUGUUUGCAUGGGCUCUCAAAUUAUAGACUUUCCAUCCCCUCUUCCAUCAACAACAAAGUCUAUCAAUAUUUCAAAUACUAAAAUAUCCUCAUUGAAACCUGCUGAUUUUGAUGCAUUGUCAGAGACUCUGACACAAUUUAUUGUCAAUAAAUCGAGUAUCAGUGAGGUGCAACCUCACACAUUUGACAACACACGUAAACUCACCACUUUAGUGUGUUCAGGAACUGAGCUGAAUUCACUACCAGAGGACUUGUUUCAGAAUCUACCGUCCCUCACCAAGCUGAAGCUGAAUAACAACAAACUAAAUAAACUCCAUUCUACCCUGCUUCAUCCUCUUCAGUCUCUGAAAGUCUUAGACUUAAGCAUUAAUAACUUGAAUUUUAUUCCAAAUGAUAUGUUCCAGAAUCUAACUCACUUGGAGGAGCUUUGGCUGCAGAGAAAUGGCAUCAGAGAACUGCAGCCCAGAACUUUCCAUGGACUAAACAAGCUUAAAAAGUUGUACCUUCAAAAUAACAACCUAAAUGUGAUCCCAGAUAAUGCGUUUGAUGACCUGCUUAAUCUGGAGGUUUUGCAUCUGCAGCACAAUCUUAUCACACACUUACCAGCAGAACUUUUCACCCAUCAGCAGAAGCUCCAAAAACUCUACCUCUCUAAUAAUAAGUUGAUUAUUCUUCAGCAAGGCAUCUUCUUGAAUCUCCCAAAUCUAAAAAACAUCUCACUUUUUGACAACCAGUUGCAGAGUCUGUCAAUUAACACCUUUGGGCCCAUGUUACUGCAGGAACUGUGGCUGUAUGACAACAUGUUAACCCGGAUUGAGGAAAAUGUGUUUAGCAAUUUAACCCAUGUGCGACUCCUAGUGUUGAGCAGAAACCGGAUCUCACACAUUUCUCCUGGUGCUUUCAAUGGAUUGAACGAGCUGAAAGAAAUUUCUUUGCACACUAACUGCCUGACAAGCCUUGACGAAAGAGUUUUCAGAGGCCUUCCGAAGCUGUUCAAUAUAUCAUUGGAAAACAACCACAUUCAGUCCAUUCCAGAGAGUCUGCUUGAUGGUAUUCUUGACUUAAAACAGCUGGAGCUUCAAAACAACUCCCUAUCUUCUUUACCAAAGACAUUUCUAGACACUUUAACCAAUGUUAGCAGUGUGCUGUUAACUGAAAAUCCAUGGAGGUGUGACCAGGACAUUUUACCACUUCAAAGCUGGUUAAAAAAAUAUCCAGAUAAAGUCAGAGAUGUCACAGCCCUUGUGUGCUUUAGUCCUAUAGACUUGAAAAACGCCAGUAUAAUAGAGUAUAAUUUAAGAAAUCCCUUUCGGAUAUCCAUUUAUACACAAACAGGUAACUCGACAGUCCGCUUAGAGAAAGGAGAUCUCAUCAUUGGUUGGCAGGAAAUGCAUAUGAUCAUCAUUGCAGUAGUCUGCACUGUAGUUACAGUUAGUAUCAUCAUCUGUGUUGCAUGCUGGAGCAGGAACAAAUAGGACAGUCAAAAAGCUGUAACAUAAUGUAGAGUUUCUGUUGAUCAGCCAUAACAGUAAAACCAGUGACAAGUGAAGAGAACAACAUUGAUUAUCUUGUCACCUGUCAAGAAUGUCAAUAUCCAAGGCUUACUGAUGUGUAUGGGGAGCAAACCCUAGCCCAUCUGGUCUGAUUCCAUAGAAGACCUAAUGUAGCAUGAGUUGCUGAAAAAUGCUGGCCAGUGCAUCACAGCUUGUAUGGGGCUAAUUCCUGUCCACCACCAAAAGUACAUACAACAGGCACAUGAACAUCAAAAUUGGACCAUGGAGCCAGGGAAGAACGUUUGGUUUUAUAAAUCAUGUUUUCUUUUUAUAACAUGUGGAAGGUCAGGUGUAUGUGGGUCGCAUACCUAGAGAAAAUAUGGCACCAGCAUGGACUAUGGGAAGAAGGCAAGCCAGCGGAGACAGUGUGAUGCUCUGAGUAAUGUUAUGCUGGAAAUCCUUGGUCAUUGCAUUGAUGUGGAUGUUAUUUUGACAUGUACCACCUAUCUAAACAUUGUUGCAAACCAAGUAAAUAAUCAAGCAACAGUAUCCUCAAAUGGCCUUCUUCAGUCAGAUAAUGCACUCUGCUACACUGCAAAAUUAUUCAGGAAUGGUUUGAGGAACAUAAAGAUUUCAAGUUGCUCCAAAUUCCCCUCAAUUUGAUCUCAAUUUGAUGAAGUAUCUGUGGAAUGUGCUGGACAAACAAGUCCGAUCCACAGAGGGCCCCACUCUCAAAUUUCAGGACUUAAAGGAUCUGGUGCAUCUUGGGGCCAGAUACCACAGCACACCUUCAGAGGUCUUGUGGAGUCCAUGCCUUGAUGGAUCACAGCUGUUUUGGCAACACAAGCGGGACCUUUGUGACUAUUAGGAAUUAGGAAUAUUACAGAAUAUUAGGCUGGUGGUGUUAAUGUUAUGGAUAAUUGGUGUAUAUAUCUCAAUUAGAAGAAACCAAAUUCAGCUAUAUUACCUUCUUACUUUGUUUAAACUUCAAAAUACAUGUAAAUUGUGUGUAAUUUUAUGGAUGCUAAUACAUGUGAAAUGCUUAGGGUUGUUUAAUGAGUCUGUGGAAAGGAUUAAACUAACACGAAUUCUUGUCAACAAUCAUGCUCUCAUUUGUAUUUACUCCAAGCAUUUGAUAUCGGAACUUUAAAUUUUAAUAAUAGAAUUCUGGGUAACACUUAAAAAAACAAACAAACAAACAAAAAACAUCUAUAUACUAUCAUCAAACUAUCAGUUAAUUUUAAACAGCAUGGCACUGGUUUAUGGUUGUUAAUACUAGAUAUUAUUUAAACAAUUUUGUUUCUUUAAAAAACAUCCAAUAUACUACUCUAUGAAAGUACAGUUUCUCAGCACCCAGCUCUUAUCUCUGAACAC
Hemibagrus wyckioides is the source of this 3091-nucleotide messenger RNA. RefSeq names its product leucine-rich repeat-containing protein 15-like. The transcript is spliced from 2 exons. Gene Ontology annotation, molecular function: protein binding. Gene Ontology annotation, cellular component: extracellular matrix. Lineage: Eukaryota; Metazoa; Chordata; Actinopteri; Siluriformes; Bagridae. The coding region runs from base 134 to 1699 and encodes 521 amino acids. The record is from RefSeq and is a predicted model, not a curated record.